GUCUCGACUCCUGCAAACCAGGCACGAUUUUCUCAAGCGUACGAGAGCACCGACUUUAAAUUUAGCUAUGUAUACCUUUAAAUGAGAUCAUGUUUCUUUGAGUAGCAUGCUUUAUGAAUAGGGACGUUCGCAGACUGUUAAAUGUUCUCUUGCGGUAGUAGAAAGACGUCUUGUGUCUUGUUAAUAUGUCAGACAGUGCGCUAUGAUUGCUCCAAGAGGCAUGCCAACCUCGCCUAAUUAAGUCACAGUGCUGUUUCUCCAACUUUAAUUGCUUGCGUCGCUACCUCUGUAAUCAAAUAAUUGCGCGGACUAGAUUUAUUUUUUCGGCGUGAAAAGCUCGUUCGCUUGAGCUUUCUGUUAGAUUACUUUUAAACAACCAUGGCUCCUAAGAGAAGACCCGUUCCUCUAACCAUAACGCCCACCGGAGAUCCGACUUCAGCCAACAUCGACGCUGCAGCGGAGGCAAAUCUGAAGGCCUUGCAUCAGAAGCUUGGAGAGCUAGACCUGGAUGACCAGCAGCGUAAAAGAUUAGAGGCUUUCCUCACUCAGAAAGCCCAGGUCGGCGAACUCAAAGAUGAUGACUUCCAUCCCAUAUGUGAGCUGGGAGCCGGUAACGGUGGAGUGGUCCACAAAGUCCGUCACAAACCCUCCAGACUCGUCAUGGCCAGGAAACUCAUUCAUCUGGAGAUUAAACCUGCCAUAAGGAACCAGAUCAUUCGUGAACUGCAGGUGCUGCAUGAAUGUAACUCCCCUUACAUCGUCGGGUUCUACGGAGCCUUCUACAGCGACGGAGAGAUCAGCAUCUGUAUGGAGCAUAUGGAUGGAGGUUCCCUGGAUCAGGUUCUGAAAGAAGCAAGAAGAAUCCCAGAGGAAAUUCUGGGUAAAGUCAGCAUAGCCGUACUCAGGGGGUUGGCUUAUCUACGCGAGAAGCACCAAAUCAUGCACAGAGAUGUGAAGCCCUCCAAUAUCUUGGUGAACUCCCGUGGGGAAAUCAAACUUUGCGACUUUGGCGUUAGUGGCCAGCUCAUAGACUCCAUGGCCAACUCCUUCGUGGGGACGCGUUCCUACAUGUCGCCGGAGAGACUGCAGGGAACUCACUACUCGGUGCAGUCGGACGUGUGGAGCAUGGGUCUGUCCCUGGUGGAGCUGGCCAUCGGCCGCUACCCCAUCCCCCCGCCCGACGCCAAGGAGCUGGAGGCCAUUUUUGGCCGGCCCGUGACGGAUGGGACUGGGGUGGGGGGGCACGGCACCUCCGCUAGAGCGCGGCCACCGGGUCGGCCCGUCAGCGGGCAGGGGAUGGACAGUCGGCCGGCCAUGGCUAUAUUCGAACUACUGGACUACAUAGUCAAUGAGCCUCCUCCAAAGUUACCGCACAGUGUCUUUACCUCAGACUUUCGGGACUUUGUGACAAAAUGCCUCAUUAAGAACCCUGCUGACAGAGCUGACCUGAAGAUGCUGAUGAGCCACACGUUCAUCAGACGUGCUGAGGAAGAGAACGUGGACUUUGCUGGUUGGCUGUGUAAGACCAUGAACCUGAACCAGCCCAGCACGCCGACCCGCACUGCCGAGUGACUGCAUGCCAUUCGUCUGGGGAAACCACCGACCCACUCACCACCCGUCAUCAGAACCGGCUUAGUACAACCAACAGGCCCCGCCAGUGACUUCACGACACGCACGCACGCACACA
Molecule: messenger RNA, 1687 nt
Organism: Chanos chanos (milkfish)
Lineage: Eukaryota; Metazoa; Chordata; Actinopteri; Gonorynchiformes; Chanidae
Gene: map2k2a
Product: mitogen-activated protein kinase kinase 2a
Exons: 11
Coding region: 379-1572 (397 amino acids)
Biological process (GO): protein phosphorylation
Molecular function (GO): protein kinase activity; ATP binding
Source: RefSeq, a predicted model, not a curated record